This is a messenger RNA of Anas platyrhynchos (mallard), 6644 nucleotides long. RefSeq names its product DNA methyltransferase 3 alpha (gene DNMT3A). NCBI's taxonomy places the organism in Eukaryota, Metazoa, Chordata, Aves, Anseriformes, Anatidae. Gene Ontology annotation, molecular function: DNA (cytosine-5-)-methyltransferase activity. The record is from RefSeq and is a predicted model, not a curated record. Gene Ontology annotation, cellular component: cytoplasm; nucleus. Gene Ontology annotation, biological process: negative regulation of DNA-templated transcription.
GGACCGCGCGUUGGGGCUGCUCGGUGCUGCAGUGGAGGCGGCGGCGCUGCGGGAGGAGGCCUCGCCGGGCAGCGCAGCGCGGCGCGGGGCGGCUCGGCACGGCACGGCUCGGCACGGCUCGGCACGGCGCGCCGGGCCCGCACGGCCCCAGGGCAGGAGGAUCCCGGCAGGCGCAGGGGCUGGGCGCCGGCCCCCGGACCCCUCGGCGGCGCAGAGCCGGAGCGCGGCGGUGGCAGCGGUGGCAGCGGCGGGGCCUCUCCUGGUGCUGAAGCUGUGAAGCUCCCCGGUGCCCGCCCGGCCCCCGCCCUCCGCCCCCCACCAUGCCGUCCAGCGGCGCCCUCGACGCCAGCAGCCCCGUGCCGGACCGCGAGGCGCUCGACACGCACAAGGGGGAAGAGGAGCCCGAGGAGAACCAGAGCAAGGAGGAGAAGCAGGAUCCGGGGACGCCCAUGAGGAAAGCCGGGCGGCCCGGGCGGAAGCGCAAGCAUGCCCAGGUGGAAAGCAGUGACACCCCCAAAGACAUCGCGGCCGUCCCCAAGUGCCCCCCGCCCUGCCCGGAGGAGCCCGCCGAGCCGCUGCCCAACGGGGACCUGGAGGCCGACGGAGCCCAGUGGAAGGGCGCCGAGGAGGGGGGCACGAGCCCCAAGGGCGGGCGCCCCGAGGAGGACGAGACGGAGAGCCUGGCGGACGGCGAGACGGGCCGGGCGCUGGAGAACGGCCGCUGCACCCCCAAGGAGGGCCUGGACGCCCCGGCCGAUGAGGGUGAGCUGGCCCCUUCCGACCCCCAGAAGAAACGCGGGAGGAGGAAACUCCUGGAGGCCGCAGAGAAAAGCAAGGAGGAGAAGGAGGAGAACAACUUUGACAGCCUGAAAAUGGAGGGCUCCCGCGGGCGGCUGCGCGGCGGGCUGGGCUGGGAGUCGAGCCUGCGGCAGCGCCCCAUGCAGCGGCACACCUUCCAGGCCGGGGACCCCUACUACAUCAGCAAGAGGAAGCGGGACGAGUGGCUGGCCCGCUGGAAGCGGGAGGCGGAGAAGAAGGCGAAGGUGAUCGCCGUGAUGAACGUGGUGGAGGAGACGCCGCGGGCCGAGCCCCAGAAGGAGGAGGAGGCCAGCCCCCCCGCCUCGCAGCAGCCCACCGACCCCGCCUCGCCCAACGUGGCCACCACCCCUGAGCCCGUGGUGGCCGACGCCGUCGACAAGAACACCUCCAAAUCCGCCGACGACGAGCCCGAGUACGAGGACGGCCGCGGUUUCGGCAUCGGGGAGCUGGUGUGGGGCAAGCUGCGCGGCUUCUCCUGGUGGCCGGGGCGCAUCGUGUCCUGGUGGAUGACGGGACGGAGCCGGGCGGCCGAGGGCACCCGCUGGGUGAUGUGGUUUGGGGACGGCAAGUUCUCGGUGGUCUGCGUGGAGAAGCUCCUGCCCCUCAGCUCCUUCUCCAGCGCCUUCCACCAGGCCACCUACAACAAGCAGCCCAUGUACCGCAAAGCCAUCUACGAGGUGCUGCAGGUGGCGAGCAGCAGAGCGGGGAAGAUCUUCCCGGCGUGCCCCGAAAACGACGAGACCGACACCUCCAAGGUGGUGGAGAUCCAGAACAAGCAGAUGAUCGAGUGGGCGCUGGGAGGCUUCCAGCCCUCCGGCCCCAAGGGCCUGGAGCCCCCCGAGGAGGAGCGCAACCCCUACAAAGAGGUGUACACGGAGAUGUGGGUCGAGCCCGAAGCCGCUGCCUACGCACCACCCCCGCCCGCCAAAAAGCCCAGGAAAGCACAACGGAGAAAGCCCAAGGUCAAGGAAAUCAUCGACGAGCGCACCCGAGAGCGACUCGUCUACGAGGUGCGGCAGAAAUGCAGGAACAUCGAAGAUAUCUGCAUCUCCUGCGGGAGCCUCAACGUCACCCUGGAGCACCCUCUGUUCAUCGGGGGGAUGUGCCAAAACUGCAAGAACUGCUUCUUGGAGUGCGCGUACCAGUACGACGAUGACGGUUACCAGUCCUACUGCACCAUCUGCUGCGGCGGCCGCGAGGUGCUCAUGUGCGGCAACAACAACUGCUGCAGGUGCUUUUGCGUGGAGUGCGUGGACCUGCUGGUGGGCCCGGGGGCGGCACAGGCGGCCAUCAAGGAGGACCCCUGGAACUGCUACAUGUGCGGCCACAAGGGCAUCUACGGGCUGCUGCGGCGGCGGGAGGAUUGGCCCUCCCGCCUGCAGAUGUUCUUCGCCAACAACCACGACCAGGAGUUUGACCCACCAAAGGUUUACCCGCCUGUCCCAGCCGAGAAGAGGAAGCCCAUCCGCGUGCUCUCGCUCUUCGAUGGCAUCGCCACAGGCCUACUGGUGCUGAAGGACCUGGGCAUCCAGGUGGAUCGCUACAUCGCCUCCGAGGUGUGCGAGGACUCCAUCACCGUGGGCAUGGUGAGGCACCAGGGCAAGAUCAUGUACGUCGGGGACGUCCGAAAUGUCACCCAGAAACACAUACAGGAGUGGGGCCCGUUCGACCUGGUGAUAGGGGGGAGCCCCUGCAACGACCUCUCCAUCGUCAACCCGGCCAGGAAGGGGCUGUACGAGGGCACCGGGCGCCUCUUCUUCGAGUUUUACCGCCUCCUGCACGAAGCCCGGCCCAAGGAGGGCGACGACCGGCCCUUCUUCUGGCUCUUUGAGAACGUGGUGGCCAUGGGGGUGAGCGACAAAAGGGACAUCUCGCGCUUCCUCGAGUCCAACCCCGUCAUGAUCGAUGCCAAAGAAGUGUCUGCGGCACACAGGGCGCGGUACUUCUGGGGGAACCUUCCCGGUAUGAACAGGCCGCUGGCGUCCACAGUCAACGAUAAGCUGGAACUCCAGGAGUGCCUGGAGCACGGCAGGAUAGCCAAGUUCAGCAAGGUGCGAACCAUCACCACCCGCUCCAACUCCAUCAAGCAGGGCAAAGACCAGCAUUUCCCCGUCUUCAUGAACGAGAAGGAGGACAUCCUGUGGUGCACGGAGAUGGAGAGGGUCUUCGGCUUCCCGGUGCAUUACACGGACGUGUCCAACAUGAGCCGCCUGGCCCGGCAGAGACUGCUCGGCAGAUCAUGGAGCGUGCCGGUGAUCCGCCACCUCUUUGCUCCCCUGAAGGAAUACUUUGCCUGCGUUUAAGAGAGACGGGACAGGAACUGGUAACACAGAGCGCGUCAGAAACAAAACCAUCCACGCCAAGAGAAGUGAAAACACGGAAUGAGAGAAGAGUCAGCACCCAGAAGAGAGACGGGAUUUCGCAGCCCGACGGGAACCCGGCACACGUCUCCCCGAGCGAAAGGGUUUGGUGUCCUCUCCUGAAUUUCCAAUGUUCAGCUUUUAGCCUAUUUAAAAAAAAAAAAAAAAAACGACAAAAAACAAAAAAGAACAAAAAACGACAAAAAAGAAAGGAAAAAACAAAAAAGAAAACAAAAACAAAAAAAAAAAAGAAAAAAACCAAAACCAUUUUUUUUUUUUGGGUAACCUUUAAGUUUUCCGCUCUUUUCUGGCUGGGUUUUUCUGUUCGUUUGGUUUCUGCUUCUCGGAGCAGCGGGCGAGCCGCGGCGCUGUCGCCAGCCCUGCUCUCGGAGGAGGGGAAACGGCCGCGGGAAAGCCCAGCCGGGAGAGGCGGAGGCGAGGGAGACGGGACCGGGACCGGGACCGGGACCGGGAGCACAACGCAGGGAGGCGCUCGGCCAGCUCCGCAACCGACUGAGCCUCACUCUUUUUUUUCCACCAGCACCAUGCACUGGUGAUAUGGAGCAAAACCAACUGGCAGGGAAGCCACGAACACAACACACCACAACACACACCUUUUCUACAGUAUUUUGGGUGCCUACCACACAGGAAACCUUGAAGAAAGCAAAACCCUAGAAGCCGCUGUUACCUCUUGUUUACAGUUUAUAUAUAUAUGAUAGAUAUGAGAUAUAGAUAUAUAUAUAUAUAAAAGGUACUGUUACUACUGUACAACCUGACUUCAUAAUGGUGCUUUUAAACAGCGGGGUGAGUCAAGACAUCAGCUUCCAUGUUGCCUUACGUGCCAGGCCUUUCCGGAGCUGCGCGGGGAGGGGGGCCGGGGCGGCCGGCGGGGCCGGGGCGGGAAGCCCCCACCCCGAGUCAUGCAAUAACCUUUUUCUGUCCCAAAAGGAAGCGCCUCCCUCGGCGGCCGCCCAGGCCCGACGUACUGGUGCUGUUCUGCGUACGUGGCCCUGAGGGUGCUGAGGUCCGGGACGCGCCGGCGCGGAGGCAGGCAGGGACGCAGGCGGAGCAGGGGGGGGGCGGCCGCGGGUUGGGGGGCUCGGACCCUGGUGCUAACGCCCCACGAGUGCGGGGCCGGGACGGGGCAGGAGCCUGUGUGCCACGGUCCCCCCCAGGAGCCGUUUUUUUUUGGAGCGCGUUUUUUGGAGCGAGCCCCUCGGUGGUGCCGGUGGCCGCAGGGGCCGGGAGCCGUGGUGCGUGCGGGCAGGGCGCAGGCAGGUGCUGGCGGUGCUGUGGAUGGUGCUACUUUGUCUGGCAGCUCUAGGUGCUGCGGGGGGCCGGGGCAGGGUGCGGGUGCGUGCCCAGCCCAAGGCUCGGGGGGGGGCCGGGGUCGGUGCUGUGAGGGAGAGGGGGCUCCGCCAGGGGGGGAGCGCAGGGACUGGUGCUAAGGCGCGGGGAGGCUCGGAGAGGUCUCCGGCCCCGUCGCCGUCUCUUCCUGUAACUGUGAAAGGCACCGAGGAGGGGGGACACCUGUGCAUGGGGGGGCGGGGGCCAGGCCGCCCAUCCCCUGGGACCCCCCCCUCCCCGGCUGUCGCUGGAGGGCCGCCGGCAGCUCGGUGCGGGGUGCUGGUAAUUCGCAGCGAGCCGCGCUGGUGGCGAGCGGGCACCCGUGGGUGCCGCGGGGUGCUCGGAGAGGUGCUAGGACCCACAGCGGUGGGGGCAGGUGGAGGGGGCGCCCCGGUUCCCCCCCCCCAGCUCCCUCCACAUGGUGCUAGGAGGGGCUCCUGAGCCCCUGUUGUCGGUGUGUGGCGGCAGGCGCGGGUGGCACCAGGCUGAGAUGCUCUGCAGGGCACCGCGGCUGGGGGCUGGGGGCAGGCAGGAUGCGGCCCCCUCCAGCCCUGGGGUCUGAGAUGGGGCCGUGGGCUCCAGCUCGGCCCCAGGGCUGGGUCCCAGGUGGCCCCGCAGUGUGGGUUGAGUCUCGCAGGGGUCUGCACCGCCGCAGCCCCGCAUGGUGCUGGGUGUGAGUCCUGCCCGGCCCCGCAGCGCUGGGUGCGGGUGCUGCGGUGCCCUGCGGCACCGUUGGCGAGCCUUGCACGGCCCCGCAGCACGGGGUGCAAACCUUGCACGGCCCCGUAGCUCUGUGUGCCCGUCCUGCAGCGUGCUGCAGAACCAGCUGCGAGCCCUGCGUGGCCCCGUUUGGGGGUCCCACACGGCCCCGCAGCACGGGGUGCGCGCAUGGCACGGCCCCGCAGCGCUGCUCUCGGCUCCUGCACGGCCCUGCAGCGGUGCCUGCGGCUUGUGCAAGCCCUGCACGACCCUGCAGCGCCGGGCACGAGCCCCGUGUGCCCCGGCAGCGCCGCUCGGGGGUCCCUGCGGACCCCACGGUGCGUUCCCCGGGACCCGCUCACCCCAUGGCACCUCCCGUGGGUCCGGUCCCCGGCGCGGCACCGAGCACAAGUCGCGCGCAGCUCCCGGCCCCGCCGCAGCGCGGGGGCUCCUCCGCCCACCCCGGGCGCCCGUGCCUGGGCCGCCCGGGCUGGGCAGAGGGGCCGGGGCCGGUGCCGGUGCCGGCGGAACGCAGGUUCCUGCCGCGGCACAACUGGAAGGCGCCGGGGCUGCUCGGGGCACCGGCACCCCUUUGGUGGCCGCCGGGUCUCCGUGGGGCCGUGGGGAUGCGUGGGGAAAGAGUUCAGUUUUUAACGUACCCGACUCACGUCUUUUUUUAAAAAAAACAAACAGACAAAAUUUUGUUGCACAGCCCUAGAUUUAAAACAGUUAAAAAUAAAAAUAAAAAAAAAAUAAAAAAAAUAAAGCCUAAAUUCCUUAAGAUCCGCCGAGGGAGUAGGUGACAAACACGGUGCUAAAACAUUUUAUUAAAAAUAUAUAUUGUUAAAUUAAGUCUGCUGUCUGGACAAUGACUGUUUGUUUUGUUUUCUUGUAGUGGAGUUUCAAAGAGCACUAUUAUUUUACUCUUAUAUAUUAUUAUUAAAAAAAAAAAAAAAAAAAAGAAAAAACAAAAAAGGCAUUUUAACUUUGUACUUGAAAACUAAAUGAGAGAUUUCAUGUGUUUUAGCCUAGACAUUGAAGUAGCUGAUGCUUAACUAUUUGUGGGGAAUCAUGUACUCAUACCGAGGAAUAAACGCGUAGAGUUUGGGAUCCCUCCUCUCCUCUGAUUUGGCUCAGCCCGCGCCCGACGCCACAUUCCCGGCCGCGCCGCCCGGCCCCCAGCUGCUGUUCCUCCUUUUCAUUUUCUCCUUUUUUCUCUCUCUCGGUUCGUUCCUUUUUUGUUUUUUGUUGGUUUGUUUUUUUAGGGUCGCUUCUCUAUUUAUUGACGAUGAUACUGUACAUUUCACCGUAUGGUUCUGGCCCGCGGCGGGCUUGCCCGGCACUCUGUUGUAUCUGUGUAAGUAUUGCUCGUGACAUAGCUGUUAUGAACUAAUUAAAAGGUCAAAUGCGUGCAGCAGA